Molecule: messenger RNA, 4592 nt
Organism: Marmota monax (woodchuck)
Lineage: Eukaryota; Metazoa; Chordata; Mammalia; Rodentia; Sciuridae
Gene: C3ar1
Product: complement C3a receptor 1
Exons: 2
Coding region: 216-1670 (484 amino acids)
Biological process (GO): inflammatory response; phospholipase C-activating G protein-coupled receptor signaling pathway; complement receptor mediated signaling pathway
Cellular component (GO): plasma membrane
Molecular function (GO): complement component C5a receptor activity; complement component C3a receptor activity; G protein-coupled receptor activity
Source: RefSeq, a predicted model, not a curated record
ACUCUUCCUGUUGAACUCAAGACAGUGGUCUAGAUCAUGAGGCUGACUUUACCAUCGGAAACAGAAAGAAGGAAAAGAGAGAGAACUCAGCAAGUUGCUUAAAAAUAUUUCAUGACUUCAUUGUGGCUAAGUGUGGAGGUCAGUUAGGACUUCUGGGGACCUACAGAUUGGUGCUGAAGAUUUUAGCUACAGUCUUGGUUAUUUGAAGUUUAGCAAUGGAGUCAUUCUCUGCUGAGACCAACUCAACUGACCCACUCUCCCAGCCUUUGUAUGAACCCCAAAUAAUUCUCUCCAUGGUCAUUCUUGGCCUCACUUUUUUAUUAGGAUUGCCAGGCAAUGGGCUGGUGUUGUGGGUGGCUGGCCUAAAGAUGCAGCGGACAGUGAACACAGUUUGGUUUCUUCAUCUCACCCUGGCAGAUUUUCUUUGCUGCCUCUCUUUGCCCUUCUCCCUGGCUCAUUUAGCUCUCCAUGGAUACUGGCCCUAUGGCAGGUUCCUGUGCAAGCUUAUCCCCUCCAUCAUCAUCCUCAACAUGUCUGCCAGUGUCUUCCUGCUUACUGCCAUUAGCGUGGACCGAUGUCUGAUGGUACUCAAGCCAAUCUGGUGUCAGAAUCAUCGAAGAGUGAGGACAGCCUUCGCUAUUUGUGGAUGUAUUUGGAUGAUGUCUUUUGCAAUGUGUAUUCCUGUGUUCAUGCACCGGGAAACAUUCACUGUAGACGAUUAUAAAAUGUGUAUAUACAAUUUUGAUUUAACCAGCUCAGAUUAUUCGGAUUACACCUAUGAUCCAGAUGAAUUAGAAAAUGGGUCUUUCACCAACUCCAUUGUUCAGCAGCCUGGAAAAAUGGAUGAUAAGUUAAAUUCUUCCUCUUUCCAAGCAAACAAUUAUCCUUGGACAGCCCCCACCAUCCUCCAAUCUCAAACACUUCGAAGACAUUCUGGAGAUUUGAUCCCUGGGGAGUCAGCAAGAUUAUCCAGUCAACAUCCAUCUUACAAUAAUUUUAAGCCUCCUAAUAUUUCAUCUGCAAGCCCCAGUGGGUUUCUCACUGAAGAUCAUAAAACCGAUGUACUGCAUAGCCCUAAUAAUUUUCUUCCUACUGAUUUAGACCUCUACCCCAGGGCUUAUAGUGAUAACUUAUAUGAACCUGAGGAAUCACAAGAUUUCCAGGAUUAUAAUUUAAGCCAAUUUCCUGGUGACAGUCAAGUGCAAAAAACUAUGAUGAUAAUAACCAUUACAAGGUUAGUGUUGGGUUUCUUGCUGCCUUUUAUUAUCAUAGUGUGCUGUUACAGCAUCAUCGUUUUUCGAAUGCGACGAAGCCAACUGACAAAGUCUCGGAACAAAACUUUCCGAGUGACCGUGAUGGUGGUGACUGUAUUUCUUGUCUGCUGGACCCCAUACCAUAUUGUUGGAGUCCUAUUACUGGUUAUUAACCCAGGAUCUUCCUUGAGAGGAACUCUAUUAUCCUGGGACAAUGUGGCCCUUGCUCUAGCAUCUGCCAAUAGUUGUUUCAAUCCCUUCCUCUAUGCCCUCUUGGGGAAAGAUUUUAGGAAGAAAGCAAAGCAGUCUGUGAAGGGUAUUCUGGAGGCAGCCUUCAGUGAGGAACUCACACACUCUACCAGUUGUUUCCAAAACAAAGUCUUUACAGAAAGAAACAGCAUCAGCACAGGUGUGUGAAAAUACAGAGCAACCUACCCAAGUAGAUGUCUUUAGGUGAGUAUUUGUAAAAGAAUGAGGGAUUAUGACAAGCAGGAGACUUCAGAAAUCAUCAAAUAAUCAAUCUAGCAAUUCUCAAAGUGUGGUCUCAAAUUACUGGCAUCAGCAUCUACUGGAAUGGAAACUUGUUAGAAAUUCAAUACUCAAGGUUCCAUGGAUGAAUCAGAAUCUCUGGGAGAUGAGGCCCAUUGUUUUAACAGGCCCUCUUGCUUCUCAUUAACACCAAAUUGGAGAAUCAUUAUAAAAAUUAGUGUAUUUCUAUCCCUAAGCCAUGUGAGAUAAAUAAGAAUCUAGUCUUUUUGUGUGUGUGUGGGGGGGGGGGGGGGUUUACAGGGAAUUUAGCCCAGAGGUGCUUUACCAGUGAGGUAUAUUCUCCCAGCCCCCAAUUUUUUUUUCUUGAGACAGGGUUUUAUUAAAUUGCUUAGGGCCUCACUAAUUUGCUGAGGCUGGCUUUGAACUUGCAGUCCUCCUGCCUCAGCCUCCUGAGUAACUGAAAUUAAAGGCAUGCACUACCAUGCCCAGCCUACUCUAUUUUUAACUGUUUCCAUCACUAAGUUUUUUCUUUAGCAUUAUCUAAAUCCUUUUCCAUAUUACCAACCUAAGACCAUUUCUUCUUGUCUUACAUGAAUGGAAGAUAACCACUUAUUCUAUAUGGCUUUGUUAUGAUGUUGGUGGUGACAGUUUUCAAUGAAAAUAAGUUGCAGAAAGAAAAAGCAUGUGAAAACAAGGAGUUAUGCGCCUGAGUCUGGAGCAGAGUACAAUGCCAGAUGUCUGCUGCUGGGAAUACCCCUGAUACAGGAUACAGGAAGUCAAAGUUUCCAAGAUUACCACUAAAGAGCAUCUAGAAUACAUCUAAAAACUUACUUAUGAAAUAUCAUGGAAACUGUGGUUUGGGGAGUUCUCUAUUUGUUGAUUCUAUCUGCCUACUGAUAAAACCAUCUAUCUUCAUUCCUUUUUAAUUUCUUAAUUCCUUAUUGUUCCCCUGCCUCUUAAUCUUCUUUCACAUAAGACUUUGUGCUUCACAUAACUCCUGAUUCUUUAAGGUUCUAAUUAGUCUGCUUGCCCCAAAUUAAUAGUUUUCAAGGAACUCAUUUCAAAUGAAAGGAGGAAGAGAAGGGAGGAUGGAGCAGCAUAUCUUUGAUUCACUGAAAAAUGACUGAGAACCCUGACAGGAAUACCAUCAAAAAAGUGUUUUAAACAUGGCUCCAGGUCUCUUUCAUGCCCAAAUUACCAGAUAUAGCUUUUAAGUAUCUAUUAUUAUUUUACUACCAGGGAUUGAAACCAGAGGUGAUUAACCACUGAGUCACAUCCACAGCCCUUUUUAUUUCUGGAGAUAGGAUCUCUUGAAGUUGGUUAGGGCCUCAGUAAGUUGCUGAGGCUUUUGAAUACACAAUUCUCCUGCCUCAGCCUCCGGGGCCCCUGGGAUUACAGGGGUGUGCUACCAUGCCCACCAGCAUUUAAGUUUUUAAAAUUAAUCUUUAUAUUUACCAAGUAAUAGUAAUAUACACAUUUAAUUAUUAAAGAAUUUAAAGAUUAUAAUAAAAUGAGGCCUUCUAUUCCAUUGCCCAAUAACUCGCAACUCCCACUUUCAUUUCCCAGAGAUAACCCUUGUAACAAUUUUAGAUAUUUCUCCUGAUAUUGACCAUGUUCCUAAGUAAUAUGCUUUUGCAGCUGUUUUUGUAGACAUGAUAAAAUGACUUCUUGUUUUAAAAGAUGAAGGUUUUUAUCCAGAUAUCUUCCUAUUUCUAAAAUAGUUUAUUCAACAUGCCAACUUUCAUAAUUUGCUCACGAUCACAAAUUUUUCUUCUAAUUUGCCUAUAUAUUCCAACAACUUAUAUAGCUUUCCUUAUUUUUUUUAAAAAAUUUAUGAACACAUAUUAAUUGUACAUAUUAAUGGGGUUUGCUGUGCUAUUUCCAUACAUGCAUACAGAAUGCACUGAUCAAAUCCAACCACUCUUUUCCCAUCACACCCCCCCACCACACCUCACACACACACCCUUCCCAAUUUCUAUAGUAAUUAUAACUUUCAUAUCAACUUUUUAACCACUACCUAUGAGACAGAAUAUGUAGUACUUGUCUUUCUAUGCAUAGCUUAUUUCCCUUAACAUAAUGUCUUUCAGUUCCAUUCCAUUUUGCUGCAAAUGACAGGAUUUCAUUUCUCUUUAUGACUGAAAAAUACUCUAUUGUAUAUGUAUACCACAUUGUCUUUAUCCAUUCAAUUGUCAAUGGGCAUCUAGACUGAUUCCAUAUCUUAGCUAUUGUGAAUAGUACCACAGUAAACCUUCUUUGGUUUUUAAAAAGCAUUUUUUCAAUUCCUGCCACCUUUUCUUUCCUCUGUGUAUUUCAUCAUGUUAAACCUUUGAAAUUUUGGCUUGUUUGUACUACAACAUAGCAUUUUAUUUUAUUUUUUAAGCAAAGCUUUUCUUCAUUUAAAAGGGGAGGGCGAAAAACAACAAAACUAUACAGUAAUCUUUCCUCAUGUUCAUUGCACAAAAUGAGUUCUACUAGAACUUUGACACUCUGGUCAUUUUUACAGUUUUAAAUCUCAACUUUAAAAAAUGUUUUCCUAUUCCAAAAAUCUCUCAUAACUUUUUUUUAAGAUGGUGUAGAAACAGUAUUUCUGCACAAUUCAUUGGAAUUUUCUUUGUUAUUAAAAUAUCUUCUCUCAUAGCAUUUUAGACUUUUAAGAAUGAUUUGCUCAAUAAUUAAGGUAAGGGUCUAGACUACAAAUUUGUUGUAAAAUACUGUGCAGAAAAAUUUCAAACCACUUGGAAUUUUUUGUUUGUGAGGAAAUAAUGUCUGACCUGAUGUAAGAUUUGCAGUAAUAGCUUUUCAAUUUAAUUUGCUUAUGUAUUUCAUGUGAAUAAAUUUUUUUGCCCCUGG